Molecule: messenger RNA, 1185 nt
Organism: Penicillium olsonii
Lineage: Eukaryota; Fungi; Ascomycota; Eurotiomycetes; Eurotiales; Aspergillaceae
Source: the annotation of a GenBank genome assembly
AUGUAUCAUUACUCCAGUCCACCACACGGGUGGUCCACCUACGACUACACACAAUCUCCUCCCACCUCACCUCAAUACGCCUACUACGCCUCGCAAUACGCGAACUCCUACUCACCUCGGGGCACCACACGUCGACACAACCGCAAGGCCAGCUACACAGCGACCAAAGAAACGCCAGGAUGGUAUUCGACCUAUCAACCCGGUUUCUAUGAAACCACAGACUAUGGCAUUCCAUCGCGAAAGCACGAUCAUGUAAGUGCUACUUUUGGAAAGCCCACACAUCGUCGAUACCACUCCUCGGCGGGUUAUCCUCCGGAUGGCUUCGACAACGGAUACGGAUACGACCCGGCGCAAUCGCAGACCCGACCCAUCUUCGUCGAUGUGGUCGACGACGCAUUCGACGGCCACCCAGGCUACACUGGCCGUCCCCCCACGACCCCGAAAGAUGGUCCCCGUCGCACCUCGACCUCUUACCGCAAACCCAACCCAGCUGAUUCUCACUUUUACUUCACUCAGGCCCCUAACAACGAGGAUAUUGACGCGGCUCGACGAUCCCGCGCCAGACGCCAAUCUACUUCCACUCGCACUCCCAAGCCCAAGCCUCCUCCCGCCGCAAAGCCCCCUCCUGUCGCCACUGAAGACGACGCCGCGCGAGCCAAGAUUCCCCCGGGGUACUCGAUCAAGAACUGGGACCCCACCGAGGCGCCGAUCAUCUUGCUGGGCAGUGUCUUCGACGCCAACUCUCUUGGGAAAUGGAUCUACGACUGGACCGUUUUCCACCACGGGGCCUCGACCCCCAUGGCCGACGUCGCUGGCGACCUGUGGCUAUUGUUGAUCAAGCUUGCGGGCAAGGUGAAGAGGGCUGACGAGUGCCUGGAUCGCAUCCAACGUGUCGAGGCCCGGGAAGUCGUGGAAGACUUCCUGGAAAGUGGCGAGCGCCUGUGGGGCCGCUUCAAGAAGCUGCUCAAGGGCUGCGAGGUUUACAUGUGGAAGGCCGCCAAGCGAGAAGGCGGCAAGGGGCCUGUCUCUAUGGGCCGCAACUCCGGCUGCGAGUUCGUGGAAUCGAUUUUCGGCCGUGAUCGCGAGCUUGAAAACACCGAGAAGCUCAUGAACAGCAUCCGGCUGUGGAACAUGCGCUUCGACGCAAACUGCGAAGACAUCCUGCGCCGCCCUGCGGCUGCUUAG